AUGGAAUAUCUGCGCGUGGCGAUGGAGAUGAUGGAGAGCUUUGAAGCCAAGAACCUGUUUAUUCUGUUCAACAAGCAGGAUCAUCUCUCCCCAGAGAACGCAGCAAGUAUCGUCCGAGACCUCAAAUCUCAGAUCGAGAAAGAGAUAAAACCUUACGAGAACAAGCUCGACAUUAGAAUACUGGACUAUCCCGGUCUGAGCGCGCUAAACGGCACACAUUUACACGCCGCCAUGGAAGAGAUCAGAAUGGCUCUGAAACCUACAAAACCAACCCCGAACGUCAAAGCUGAGAUUGAACAAAAGGUCAAAGGCCCGAGUGAGGAUGAUCUCGUCAAUCGAAUUAGGCAAGAAAACGCUACAAGCGUCGACGCGCAAACGUUUUGGAAGCGGUUCCUGGACGGUAGUCUUGAGUCGUGGGAUCAUUACACCCAUCUCCGAGCAGGCUUUUUUGUUCUGCGCGAUUGCUUCGCCAGGGGAGACAAUGACUAUUUUCUGGCUGCAACAGAUUCAGGUCGCUGCUAUUGA
Fusarium graminearum PH-1 is the source of this 525-nucleotide messenger RNA. RefSeq lists its product as uncharacterized. Bases 1 to 525 code for a protein of 174 amino acids. The record is from RefSeq and is a predicted model, not a curated record. Lineage: Eukaryota; Fungi; Ascomycota; Sordariomycetes; Hypocreales; Nectriaceae. The transcript has 2 exons.